CAGUGUCCUAGUGUUGCGUAAUGUGUGCUGGUCUGGUCCUCCCCAGGGUCCUCUCUCUGUGUCACCAUGGUGACCUCACCUAGAAGCAGCAAGGCCUCGCUGGAGUGGGAUGGAUCGUAGAUAAAGCAGCCGGGCAGGACGAAGAUGAUGAAGAUGAGGCUGUUGAGGAGCGGCCUGCUGCUCGUCUCUUCUCUGAUCCUCUUCUCUCCGCCAGUGUCCACCGGCAACCGGAACGCCAGGGGACCGUCAGGUCAGUCCCAGGUGAAGCCCGGGACGUGUGAGGUGGUGGCCGCCCACCGCUGCUGCAACAGGAACAAGAUCGAGGAGCGCUCUCAGACCGUCAAGUGCUCCUGCCUGCCUGGACAAGUGGCAGGGACCACACACGCCCAGCCCUCCUGUGUGGAAGCCUCGAUCGUGCGUCAGAAGUGGUGGUGCCAGAUGAGGCCGUGUGUAGAUGGCGAGGAGUGUCGCGUGCUGCCCGAUCUCACCGGCUGGUCCUGCAUCUUCGGGAACAAGGUCAAAACCACCAAGGUGACGCGAUAACCCACGCACAGGAGACGCUGACGAGACGCGGAGGAGACGCGGAGGAGACGAGACGCUGAGGAGACGAGACGCGGAGGAGACGCACAGGAGACGAGGAGGAGACGAGACGCGGAGGAGAAGCAGUCGGACAUUACAGACGAGUCACGAUUCACUCAAACACGAGGACAUUACAGUAAACUCGUCACGAUUCACUCAAACACGAGGACAUUACAGUAAACUCGUCACGAUUCACUCAAACACGAGGACAUUACAGUAAACUCGUCACGAUUCACUCAAACACGAGGACAUUACAGUAAACUCGUCACGAUUCACUCAAACACGAGGACAUUACAGUAAACUCGUCACGAUUCACUCAAACACGAGGACAUUACAGUAAACUCGUCACGAUUCACUCAAACACGAGGACAUUACAGUAAACUCGUCACGAUUCACUCAAACACGAGGAC
Molecule: messenger RNA, 989 nt
Organism: Sardina pilchardus (European sardine)
Lineage: Eukaryota; Metazoa; Chordata; Actinopteri; Clupeiformes; Clupeidae
Product: chemokine-like protein TAFA-4
Exons: 5
Coding region: 145-543 (132 amino acids)
Molecular function (GO): receptor ligand activity
Source: RefSeq, a predicted model, not a curated record